AUGAGCUCCCUGUGCGAUCGCAACAAGACUCGCAUGAGGCACAACUUGCAGAAUAAGCUGUUGCAAUGGUACGUGUCCUGCUUCGAGCUGUUGCCAGUUGAGUCUAUCGACUCGUUCGAGCCCGUCACGUUCGCCCACUGUCUCAUUGAAGACAUCAAGAACUCCAAGGAGGUCAAGGCCAUUGACAAGAAAAAGGAAGCAUUGGAAGCCUGGGGCCAGCAGGUCGCCCAGGUCUGCACUUCCAUCGUCGACGCAAAGAACGCGUUGGCGAGAAAGGUGCGCGCGCGCAAAUCCCAGGACGAUGCUGCCCGGCGCAAGGCUGAGACCGAACAGAGGGCGAAAGCGAGUCAGGCGAUCGGCCAGAAGGCGGACGAGGCUCGGCGGGCUUUGAAGUACACCGACCAGACAGCCGUCUUCUUCCUAGAGUGGGAGCAGAUCGGCCACCGCAUCGUCCAAUGCGACGAGGGAUCACCAGAGAUCGAGGCUCUGUUGGACCCGUUCGUCGUCACUAGCAGCGACAGCAUCAAACGCCUGGAGAGCAACUCGACCUUCCGGAACAAGGAGAAGACGGGCGUGCUGGACCUCUGGGAGUCCAAGUCGGGGUUCAAGGGCGCCUUGGCCCAGGGAGACAGCUUCCAGCAUGCGUUGGUGCAGGAGCAGGGCUUGGCGGACAUGGAGUCCUUGUUCUCCGCUUUCGUCGGCAAGGCCGCCGUGGUAGACACGGUCCCGCACGAGGCUGCGGCGCAUGACUUGGAGACGGUCCUCCUCAUGGGUUUCAGCGGCCACUACGUGCGCAUCGGCGCCGAGCCGCACUACCUCGGGAGCAUGAGGCUGAUCACCUCUGGCUGCAUGAAGGUUGUGUGCGCUGCAGCAGACGACCUGCUGAAGGCGGCGGACGUGCGCGAUGGGCUGGUUGGCAAAAACACGUUGGCGCAUGCGAAGUCUAUCCUGAGUUCCCUGGCCAAGAAGGAGGACGCGUCGGGGCUGACCGAGCACGGUGCCCAGUUCUACCACGCCGUUGUGCAGGCGGGGCAGAUGCUCUUCGUGCCGCCGGGCUACGUCACGGCGUUUGCCGUCAUGAACGGCGACCCUUGCGGCUUGUGCCGCAAGUUCCUCUUGCCGAAGCGUGGCAGCGAAGAUCGUUUGGCCUUUCUGAGUGCGAGGGCCCCUGAAGAGGUGGCUGAAUGUCUAAAUCUUCUGAGGCAGGCGGUGUCUGCUAAGAGGCUCUGCGCUUAG
This is a messenger RNA of Prorocentrum cordatum, 1236 nucleotides long. NCBI's taxonomy places the organism in Eukaryota, Dinophyceae, Prorocentrales, Prorocentraceae. The record is from the annotation of a GenBank genome assembly.